AUGGAAUCGUAUUUGGUGAAAUUUAUAAAAACAAAUAAACAUAAUUUCGAGAAUCGAGUGCUUAUAAAAAAGAAUGACUCACCUCGAUCGGAGAUAAACAUUGUUCAAGAAUGUGCCAUAAAAAAUAGAAAGUUUAAACAUACUUUUAAGAUUGAACAAUAUAAAAAAACUUCGUGGUUGUGCGAAUGUGAUAAACAACAUGCUUUGUUUUGUUUUCCUUGUUUAGUUUUUGCAAAUAAUGAAAAUAAUAAAUCAGAAAGGACAAAAACGGGUGUUAGGAAUUUAUCUCAUUUAUCAGCAAAAACUAAACACUUUUAUUAUUAUUAUUAUUAA
Molecule: messenger RNA, 333 nt
Organism: Psylliodes chrysocephalus
Lineage: Eukaryota; Metazoa; Arthropoda; Insecta; Coleoptera; Chrysomelidae
Source: the annotation of a GenBank genome assembly